This is a messenger RNA of Alligator mississippiensis (American alligator), 1669 nucleotides long. RefSeq names its product nucleobindin 2 (gene NUCB2). Gene Ontology annotation, cellular component: extracellular exosome; endoplasmic reticulum-Golgi intermediate compartment. Bases 153 to 1532 code for a protein of 459 amino acids. The transcript is spliced from 13 exons. The record is from RefSeq and is a predicted model, not a curated record. Gene Ontology annotation, molecular function: calcium ion binding. Lineage: Eukaryota; Metazoa; Chordata; Crocodylia; Alligatoridae.
CGGAGAGCGGCUCGUGGGGCAGCAGGAGGAGGGGUCGGUGCGCGUGCAAGUGCUGGUCUGCCCCUGGCUGCUGAGCCCAUCGCGGCACGCACGCGCCUGCCGCUCCCUCUCCCCGGCGGGCAGGGCAGAGCGGCUCGGGACCGGAGGGCAAGAUGAGGUGGACAGCUGUCCUAGUACAACAGUGUGUUCUGCUGGUGACAUACCUCCUAAUCACUUUGGAAGCAGUGCCUAUAGACAUAGACAAGACAAAAGUGAAAGGAGAACCCCAUGUAGAAGGAGAGAAAGUAGAAAACCCAGAUACUGGACUUUAUUAUGAUGAAUAUCUCAGGCAAGUGAUAGAUGUCUUAGAAACAGAUAAGCAUUUCAGAGAGAAACUUCAGACUGCUGACAUAGAGGAAAUAAAGAAUGGAAAGCUAAGCAAAGAGCUAGAUUUAGUAAGCCACCAUGUCAGAACAAGACUGGAUGAACUGAAAAGACAAGAGGUGGCAAGGUUAAGGAUGUUAAUUAAAGCUAAAAUGGAUUCCAUUCAAGACACUGGCAUAGACCAUCAAGCACUUCUUAAACAGUUUGAACAUCUCAACCAUCAGAAUCCUGACAAGUUCGAACCUAAAGAUUUAGACAUGUUGAUCAAAGCAGCUACAAGUGACCUGGAAAACUAUGACAAGACACGCCAUGAGGAAUUUAAGAAAUAUGAGAUGAUGAAAGAACAUGAGAGGAGAGAAUAUUUAAAAACGCUGAACGAAGAGAAGAGACGGGAGGAGGAAUCCAAAUAUGAGGAGCAGAAGAAAAAACAUGGAGACCACCCUAAAAUUAAUCAUCCUGGUAGCAAAGACCAACUGAAAGAGGUAUGGGAGGAAGCAGAUGGGCUAGAUCCUAAUGACUUUGACCCAAAGACCUUUUUCAAGUUACAUGAUGUCAAUAAUGAUGGCUUCCUGGAUGAGCAAGAAUUAGAAGCCCUGUUUACUAAAGAGCUGGAGAAAGUCUAUGACCCCAAAAAUGAAGAAGAUGACAUGGUAGAAAUGGAAGAAGAAAGGCUAAGAAUGAGAGAGCAUGUCAUGAAUGAGGUUGACCUCGACAAGGACCGAUUAGUAACUUUGGAAGAGUUCCUGAAAGCUACAGAGAAGAAAGAAUUUUUGGAGCCAGAUAGCUGGGAGACACUGGAUCAGCAGCAACUUUUCACUGAAGAGGAGCUAAAGGAAUUUGAAAGCCAUAUUUCUCAGCAGGAAGAUGAGCUCAGGAAGAAGGCAGAGGAUCUUCAAAAACAGAAGGAAGAGCUACAGAGACAACAUGACCAGCUUCAGGCUCAGAAACAAGAACUUCAGCAGGUUGUACAACAGAUGGAGCAGAAGAAGCUUCAGCAAGGAAAUCCUGCAUCAGGACCAGCUGGGGAACUAAAAUUCCAGCCCCCUGAGGAACACCCAGUUGGAAAUGCACAAAACCAUCCUGCAGGAGGUGCUCAGCUUUUACCACCAGGACACGUGCCAGUUCAAGAAGCAGCUGCUAGAAAUGAUCAUGUUCAGAUUCACCCUUAACCACUGUGCCUCAACUUUAUACCGUCUUUAAUAUUUUGUGGGUGGGGACAGCGACUGAAACAAAAUCAGAGUUCAUAUCAGAAAUAUCAACUCUCCACUUUCUUCCCCUGAAGAUAAUAAAGUCAUUGAGAACGUUA